Messenger RNA from Hipposideros armiger (great roundleaf bat), 2690 nucleotides. RefSeq names its product DLEC1 cilia and flagella associated protein (gene DLEC1). Gene Ontology annotation, biological process: negative regulation of cell population proliferation. Gene Ontology annotation, cellular component: cilium; cytoplasm. The annotation marks the transcript as partial. Gene Ontology annotation, molecular function: tubulin binding. The record is from RefSeq and is a predicted model, not a curated record. NCBI's taxonomy places the organism in Eukaryota, Metazoa, Chordata, Mammalia, Chiroptera, Hipposideridae. The transcript is spliced from 17 exons.
GUUAGCGGCGUUUUAGUUGCCAUGGAGACCGGACAAGACAGGGACCGCCAGUCAGCCCAGUCUGGGUCCUACGCGUUCGCUGGGGCAACGUGGACUCCAACCUCGCGCCUGGACCGGAUUCGCGGCCCUGGCCAGUCCACCUGGCUGUCCCUCAUCUACCCCGAGGCCUUCCACUAUGGUUUCAGGACUCGGCCCCGCCGCCUCUCGCCCCUUGGAUCCUCGCCGUUUCCUGAGCCGCACCUGCUGCGUCUGCGCCCCACCUCGCUUUGCACCCAGGACAUCUCGCACUUGCUCACCAGCGUUUUCCGUAAUGUGUACACGGCUGAAGUGAUCGGCGAAGACGUGAGCGCGAGUUUGAUCAAGGCCCGCGGCAGCGAGGAUGCGCGCCACGAGGAGUUCGUGGACGAGCUACAGCAGAUUCGGCAACUCUAUAAGCAGCGGCUGGAUGAGUUUGAAAUGUUGGAGAGGCAUCUCAUUCAGGCCAGUGCACGGACCCUUGCGGAGAAAGAACGGGCCAUGCACCAGGCCAAAGCACAGGUCCUGGAGCCCUUCAUCAAGCUGUCUCCAGGCACCUUGGUCCCUGGGUAUUCAAAACUGACAUUCAGUUUUGAGAAGCGUUCCAUCCCAAAGAAAGAGCUGACCAAUAAGUUUGAAGCUUCAUGCAAGAAGACACUCACUAAGCCUGAGGAUGAGUUAGACUACACGAUGGACAGCGUGACAUGGGACUCAUCUUCAAAGGCCAAACUCAGGACCAAAGAGACUGUCAAGAAAGCAAGUCUACCAAAGAAUAAAAACUGGAUGAACCAUUUAGGUGUGCCACAGAGAGAACUGGAGCGACUUCGGCUUGCCAGAAUGGAAAGUCGGAACCACUUCCUGAAAAACCCUCGGUUUUUCCCUCCUAACACUCCAUAUGGAGGCAAGUCUCUUGUCUUUCCUCCCAGGAAGCCAGCACUGAUAGGAGAAUUCCCAAGUGGAGAUCUGGAACAGAGGUGUGUCUUUAUGGUAAUCUCCCUGCAGAACACCACCUCGACCAGCCGCUACCUGCGAGUCCUCCCGCCUUCUACUCCGUACUUCUCUCUGGGAUUGGGGAUGUUCCCUGGAGAAGGUGGAAUGGUGGCUCCUGGAAUGACCUGCCAGUAUGUUGUCCAGUUUUUACCCGACUGCCUUGGGGAUUUUGAUGAUUUUAUUAUAGUCGAGACCCAGUCAGCCCACACACUUCUGAUUCCCCUGCAGGCCCGGAGGCUGCCCCCAGUGCUGACGCUGUCGCCAGUGUUGGACUGUGGUUACUGCCUCAUUGGGGGAAUCAAGGUGACCAGAUUCCUCUGCAAAAAUGUGGGCUUCAGCAUCGGCAAGUUCUGUGUUAUGCCAAAAAAGAGCUGGCCACCGCCAAGUUUCAGGGCUGUAGCAACCGUUGGCUUUGUUGAGCAACCUCCGUUUGCGAUCCUGCCUUCCGUGUUUGAGCUGGCUCCAGGGAAGGCCAUAUUAAUGGAGGUCUUGUUCCUCCCAACAAGCCUCGGACCGGCAGAGCAGACCUUCAUCAUCGUGUGUGACAACUGCCAGAUAAAGGAGCUGGUGACUUCAGGAAUCGGGCAGCUGGUUGCUUUGGAUCUGAUCUAUAUUUCUGGUGAGAAAAGUCAGCCAGAGCCUGGAGAGCUCACAGACCUAACAGCCCAGCACUUCAUACGCUUUGAGCCUGAAAACCUUCAGUCCACAGCUAGGAGACAGCUGAUUAUUAGAAAUGCUACGCACGUGGAGCUGGCCUUCCACUGGCAGAUCAUGAAACCCAACCUGCAGCCCCUGAUGCCCGGAGAAAGCUUUAGCAUGGACAGCAUCAAGUGCCAUCCCGACAGGGAGACGGCCUUCUCCAUCACGCCCGAGCGGGGGGUUCUCAACCCUCACACGGACCACGACUUCAUCCUGAGCUUUUCUCCUCACGAGCCGAGGGAUUCUCACAGUGUGCUCCAGAUGGUGCUAGAGGAAGUCCCAGAGCCCAUGAGUUCAGAACUGGAAAACCUGACGGAGCUGUCAUACUCUGUGGAUGAUGUGAUCGUCCUGGAAAUCGAGGUGAAAGGCUCAGUAGAACCUUUCCAGGUUCUCUUAGAACCGUAUGCCCUCAUCAUCCCCGGGGAGAACUACAUUGGCCUAAACGUGAAGAAAAGUUUUAAGAUGUGGAACAACAGCAAGUCAUCCAUCAGGUACACGUGGGGGAAGAUCAGCAAUUGCCACAUCAUUGAAGUGGAACCCUGCACAGGGACCAUAGAGUCCAACGAGGUCGAGGAGUUUGAGUUGAAGUUUACUGGAGGUGCCCCUGGCCCAACAAGCCAGGACCUGCUGUGUGAAAUCAGAGACUCACCCUCGCCCGUGGUGUUGCACAUCGAGGCGUCCUUUAAGGGGCCUACCCUCGUCAUCAACAUCUCAGCCCUUCAGUUUGGUUUGCUGCGCCUGGGGCAGAAAGCCACCAACUCCAUCCAGAUCCAGAACACCAGCCCACUCCCAGCCACGUGGCACAUGAAGGAGAGUCCGGUCUGCCUCGAAGAAAGGCAUGAGGGUGUUUCUCCUUUCGAGAUUGAGCCCUCAAGUGGCCAGGUUCACCCUCUGGGAGAGUGCAGAGUGAACAUCACCUUGGAGGCCCUGCAGUGCCAGCGUCUGCAGACCGUCCUGGUGCUGGAGGUGGUAAACGGGGCCUGGAG